Condylostylus longicornis is the source of this 3642-nucleotide messenger RNA. RefSeq lists its product as uncharacterized. Bases 1 to 3642 code for a protein of 1213 amino acids. The record is from RefSeq and is a predicted model, not a curated record. The transcript has 5 exons. Lineage: Eukaryota; Metazoa; Arthropoda; Insecta; Diptera; Dolichopodidae.
AUGAUUCCAGCGGUUCAGAAAUUACAGUACCUCAAAUUGCACCUUUCCGGUGAACUAGAGCAUUUGUUGAGAGCCUUUCAAGUCACAGAAGAUAAUUAUGUUCAACAUGUUGAGGGAAAUUGUGACAACAAGCGAGUAUUAUUAUAUCAGCGAUCUUCAUCACAUUAUAGACCUAUACAAAACGAAGCUAGUAAGUACAAGAAUAGUUACGCUUUGCAUGCUGCUACGGAUGCAACGGCGAAUAGUAACCCACUUUGCCUUAUUUAUCGGGGCCCACACAAGUUGAAACAAUGCAAAAGAUUUUUGGGAUUAAGACAAAACAAAAGAUUGGAAGCUGUUAAAGGUAGGGGAUUGUGUAUCAACUGUCUUAAUUCUGGACAUAUGAUGACCACUUGCCCUAGUCAACAGAGUUGUUUUAAAUGUCAUCAACGACAUCAUACCCUAUUGCAUAGGGACAACGAAGAAAUUGGGGAUCGAGGCCUAUCACGGCGACAGCAGCAGACCGCAGUCGCGUCACAACAACAUCGGCUAAUCAUUAGCAAAAGUGGAUGUCAUCAUACGAGAUCUAGGGGAUUCCAAGCAGGUGCUCAAGAAACUUCGGCAUUGGUUCUCAAGAAACUGACCAACUUGCUACCAGAGCGUAAUAUUCAAACCAAGGAGUGGUCACACAUAGACGGAUUGAUCCUAGCUGAUCCAAGUUAUUUCGCGGUGGGAAAAAUAGAUGUACUCAUCGGAGCAGACAUUUUUGGCCAAAUUAUUUUGGAGGGACUAAGAAAGGGUCCCCCUGGUGCACCAAUUGCUCAAAAAACUAUUUUUGGAUGGAUCAUAACGGGCAAUGUCGAUCAACAAAGUGUCAACACGACAUCAAUAGAGAAGUUCCACAUCCAAUCCGAUUUAGAUGAUAGUAUCAGAAGGUUCUGGGAGUUAGAAGAAGUACCGGAACAAACAAUAUUUACAGAGAAGGAAUUAUUGUGUGAAAGUCAUUUUUCUGAAACAUUUCGUAGACUUGAGGAUGGACGCUAUAUCAGGUUAAGUUACCUUUUAUACCAGAUGAGCGUCCCAUAUCACUCGGAAGUUCAAGAUAAAUUGCGAUUGUCAGGCUUUUCGGUAUGGAGAAGCAAUUUUCAAAAAAUGAGAGAUGAACCAUAUGGAGCAAGUGAAUUCAAUGGAAUUAAAAAAUCAACGACAACAAAUCAUCUCGAACAUCACGGCGUCAUAAAGGAAAGUAGCUCAACUACAAAACUACGAGUGGUUUUUGAUGCAUCACGGCCUACUUCAAAUGGUUCAUCAUUAAAUGACAAAACAUUAAAGGGCCCGGUCAUACAAGAUGAUUUAUCUACUCUUCUAUUACGUUUUCGAAAAUAUAAAAUUGCAUUUACAGCAGAUUUGGAGAAGAUGUAUAGGCAAAUCCGAAUCGCACCGCAACAUGCCGAUUGUCAAAGAUUAGUCUGGAGAGCUUCUCCGAGUCAAUCAAUUCGGGACUACAAAUUAACUACAGUAACAUUUGGUACAAAAUCAGCACCGUUUCUAGCAACACGAGUAUUAAAACAGUUGGCGAUAGAUGAAAAGAUAAACUAUCCUAUUGCAUCAAGAAUAACGUUGGAUUCAUUUUAUGUGGAUUAUCUGCUGUCGGGUGCGAAUUCUAUCGAAAAGGCAUUGGAAAUGCAAAAACAAUUAUUGGACAUGAUGGCUUCCGGCGGACUCUCAUUGCGCAAGUGGUCAUCAAACGCAGCUGAGCUAUUAGAAGCCCUUCCACAAGAACAUCGAGAAAUCAAUUGGCCUUUAAAAAUUGAAGAAGCUGAAAUAUUCAAAACAUUAGGCAUACAAUGGGAUCCAGCAAACGACCAAUUUUCGUAUAAAAUUUCCCUACUAGAAAAUGAUUCACGGAAAUGGACAAAGCGAACAAUAUUGUCGGAGGUUUCAAAACUAUUCGAUCCUCUCGGCUGGUUGGCACCUUGUAUCAUUAUAGCUAAGAUAAUGAUACAAAAAUUAUGGCUUUUAGGUUCAGGCUGGGAUGAUGACGUAGAAAGGAGCUUGCACGAUGAAUGGCAGAUUUACAGGAAGACUCUUGUUCAUCUGGAAGCACUACGUAUAAACAGGUGGUUCUACUAUUCAACAUCGGCAAAUAAAAUAGAACUACAUGGAUUUUGUGAUGCCUCGAUAAAGGCGUAUGCUGCGGUGGUCUACCUGGUUGUCAUAGACGAAAAGGGAGGCCGAAAUACUUGUAUGUUAACUGCAAAAUCAAAGGUGGCUCCGAUAAAAACAAUAUCUUUGAUAAGACUAGAGUUGAGCGGCGCAGCAUUAUUGGCGAAACUUAUGAAAUAUGUCCAGCGAGUAUUGAAAAUUCAAAAUAUAUCGAAGGUGCAAGCUUGGACAGAUUCAGAGAUUGUGUUGGCUUGGUUGGGGGCUCACCCGAGCAAAUGGACAACGUUUGUAGCAUAUCGGACCGCUGAUAUACAUCACACACUAGGCAAAAACAUAUGGCGUCAUGUACCCUCAAAGGAAAACCCAGCAGAUUGUGCUUCACGGGGAAUGCAUCCACCAGAUCUUAUAAACUUCAAAAUGUGGUGGAACGGCCCAAAAUGGUUACAGAAAUCAGAGUCACACUGGCCAAUUAAAAUACUACUCCAAGAUACAGACAGCGAGGUACGGAAAUCAACUCUAUGUCACAACACGAUCAUAAAUGAUAAAGAAUGCAACGAGAUUCACGAAUUGGAAACGCGAUAUUCAUCAUUUACGAAACUCAUCAAUGUGACGAGUUACAUCAAAAGAUUCAUCGCCAAAGUAACCAAAAGGAGUCUAAGUUGCAAUACAUUCAUAUAUAUUCAACAUAAACAUUUUUUACAAGAAGUGACACAAUUGCGGAAAAAGAAACUUAUUCAUGCAAACAGUCGUUUAACGAGGCUUAAUCCUUUUCUGGAUCAAAAUGGAAUAUUGAGAAUGGGUAGCAGAUUGCGACACGCAGAUUUGAAUUACGAUGAGAAAUUUCCGAUUAUAUUGCCCGAUAGAAGCCAUUUUGUGCGACUGCUUUUAGAAAAAAUUCAUCGCGAAACUUUACAUGGUGGUGCUCAACUUAUGCUCAACCAUCUUAAAAAGAUACUCGGAAAUGCGAAGUUGACAUAUGAGGAGUUUUCAACGGUCCUGAUUCAGAUUGAGGCUUGCCUAAACUCUAGACCUCUUUGUGAAAUUAGCAGAAAUCCAGACGAUUGCACGGCCCUAACACCUGGGCAUUUCCUGACUGGUGAUGUAAUUAUUACACCACCUGAACCUUCAUUGCUGGAUUUAAAUGAAAAUAGAUUAAACAGAUGGCAACUAUUACAAAAAUUACAUCAAACCUAUUGGACACGUUGGAAUAAAGAAUACCUAUACCGAUUGCAGCAGCGUCCAAAAUGGACUAAAAGAACUGACAACAUGAAAAUUUCUGAUUUGGUUUUACUCAGGGACGAGAAGUUGCCACCAAGCAGAUGGUUGAUGGGUCGAAUAACAGAGAUUCAUCCUGGUCCUGAUGGACUUGUUCGAGUUGUUACGUUAAAAAUGAAGGAUAAUAUGUUGAAGCGCUCGAUUGCAAAUAUAUGCUUACUACUAGUAGAUACGAUGGAAAAUUAUGAUGAAACCGAAACACAAUCAAUCGAGACCGAUUAA